AUGGCUCCAUCCUCGAGCCAGAAGGGGACAGGGAAGAAGGGGGGCGCCAGCGCGAUCCGCCAACAGCAGCAGCAACAGCAGCAGCGGAGCCGCAACACCACCCCCGGCCCCGCGCCCCCAUCUGCCGGUCUUCCGCCCUUUGAAACUGUCGAGACCGAGACCAUUGAGCUACGCUUCGAUAUCUUCCGAAACUUGACCUUCGAAGAUAUGGUGGACACCCCCUCUUUGAACUCGCUGAUCCCGGAUUCCAAAAGCCUUGACGGCAUCAUCACCCGACUCCAGCGCCUUGGCGAUGCCAUCGAGAAAAGAGGCACCCAUUGCGAUCGCGGAAUGAGGUUGCUCGCCCAGACCCGCCGCCAACGGAUGGAUGAAUUGGCCUUGGAGCGCGGAAGGGAAGCCGAGCGACGACAACGCGAGGCCGACGAUGGUGAGCGGAAAUCGAACAAGAAGAAGCGUAAGGGCGGCGCCGACACCCUGGCCCCCCAUGGCGGGAACACAGAACGUACUUCCCCCCUCCGAGAUUCUACUGGCAAGUCUAGGAAAUUGUCUCGCGACAACGACUCAGCCAGUUCUUCCCUUUCACCGGUUGCCCCCCGAACUCCGAGCAAUAUGGAUGCGGAUGACAAGGCCAAAGCGGAAGCGAACGACGACGACGACGAGUCCAGCUCAGACGACGGUCGACCACCGCCCAAGGCGCGCCCCCAGGCGAACACGUUCGGUGAUGACCCCUCAACAUUCCCCGAUCCGACCGUGUACGAAAUUCUACCCGUCCAGCCGGGCAUGACCCAGGACGAAAUCAAAGAAAUUUACUCUGUGGGAGGAUAUCCGAAGAGUGACUUGGCCGACCUCAUUGCCGGCGACCCGCCAGAUAAGGACUUCAGCAGCGCGAAGCCCAGCAACCAAAUCAAUUUCAGCACGUUCAGCACCUACAUCGAACCCUACUUUCGCCCUUUUGCCGAGGAGGACCUUGCAUUUUUGCGUGAGCGCGGCGAUCGCGUGACACCUUUUGUGAUGCCAAAACGAGGGAAAAGACACUACAAGGAUAUCUGGGCAGAAGAGGAUGGAGAUAUGCAGAUUGACUCGUCGCCGCCGGGGAAGCUGCCGCCGAAUCAGGCUCGUGGGAAUAUUGAGAGUAUGGAUGAUGAGGUGGCCGAGACCGACAAACUCUCCGUCGGGCCCCUCCUCGCGCGGCUUCUUCAGGCCAUGCGCCCUGAACACCGCGCGCCAGCAGCCGAAGACCGAGUGGGUGGUGCGAACGGUGUCAAUGGCGAUGGAGACGGUAUGAAUGGCGUCGCAACAUUCGACUUCAGCUUUGGCGACAACGCACCGCCGAGUCAGACCAACGGCAUCAACGGGAUCAACGGCACCUCUCAGUCCGCUAACCCUGAUCAACCCCAGUCCCUCCCAUCCGCGACCUACAUGCCCGAAUCCAACACCGAGGCCUGGAAAAAGGCCACCCACCCCAAACUAGAUUACAACCAGGUCGAUGAGCGUCUCAAACAAGAGCUCCGUCACAUAGGUUUCCUCCCGCUCCCCCCGCACCAAGAUUCAUCCAACAACACCAACGGCACCUCUGGCUCGGGCGCCAACAACAACUCCUCCGGCGCCAAUGGCACCAACACCAACGGAGCCGCCGCUCCCGACCCGGCCACCGCAGCCGAGUACGACGGUCACUACGACGACGAAGUAGCCGCGCGCAUGCGCCUCCUCCAGGCCCGCCUACGCGAACAAGUCCUUCUCAACGGCGCGCGCAAGUCCCGCCUAACCGACCUCGUAAAGGAGCGUAUGGCAUUCCAGGAGUACCAGACCAUCCUCGAAGAUCUCGACUCCCAGGUCCAAGCCGCCUACCUUAAGCGGACGCGCACCAUGGGCAAGAAACCGAAGAAGGCCCGUCCCGGCCAAUCCGCAGCUGCAGCGGCCGCGGCGGCUGCCGCCGCAGGCCCCGCCGGCAUGGCGCGACCUGGUAUCGGCGACCUGACACGGACGCUGAUGGAGCGCCGCCGGCGGUGGAUUGAGAGCAUCGGGACGGUGUUUGACGAUGAGGGGCUGGCGAAGGUGCCUCGCGCGGCCGAUGGCGAUACAACCAUCUUUAAACCGGGCGAGAUGCUGGGGUUGAUGAAACGGGAACGGGAAGCUUGGGACGAGGAGGUUGAGGAGGAAUAG
Messenger RNA from Dichotomopilus funicola, 2163 nucleotides. RefSeq names its product chromatin-remodeling complexes subunit NGG1. The record is from RefSeq and is a predicted model, not a curated record. Gene Ontology annotation, biological process: regulation of transcription by RNA polymerase II. The transcript has 2 exons. The coding region runs from base 1 to 2163 and encodes 720 amino acids. Gene Ontology annotation, molecular function: transcription coactivator activity. Gene Ontology annotation, cellular component: SAGA complex. Lineage: Eukaryota; Fungi; Ascomycota; Sordariomycetes; Sordariales; Chaetomiaceae.